Messenger RNA from Pyrgilauda ruficollis (rufous-necked snowfinch), 1086 nucleotides. RefSeq names its product Wnt family member 16 (gene WNT16). The record is from RefSeq and is a predicted model, not a curated record. Gene Ontology annotation, cellular component: extracellular region. The coding region runs from base 1 to 1086 and encodes 361 amino acids. Gene Ontology annotation, biological process: neuron differentiation; multicellular organism development; cell fate commitment. Lineage: Eukaryota; Metazoa; Chordata; Aves; Passeriformes; Passeridae. Gene Ontology annotation, molecular function: frizzled binding; cytokine activity. The transcript is spliced from 4 exons.
AUGGGGCGCGGGACUCCCCUCGGACCGUGCCUGCUGCGGGCAGUGCUGCUGCUCGCCCUCUGCCCCGCCGCCGGCAGCACCUGGAUGUGGCUGGGCAUCGCCGCCGCCGGCGGGCCCGAGAAGCCGGGCUGCGCCAGCCCUCCGCUGAGCCGCCGGCAGCAGGACCUGUGCGAGCAGAAACCGGAGCUGGUGCCCGCGAUCCGGGAGGGAGCGCGCCUGGGCCUCCAGGAGUGCCGCAGCCAGUUCCGACACGAGCGCUGGGACUGCCGCUCGCCGCCCGCCGCCCGCCGCGGCACCGCCGGCCCCGCCGCCUUCGGGCAGCAGCUCAGCAGCGGCACCAAGGAGACGGCGUUCAUCGCGGCGGUGACGGCGGCGGGGCUCGUGCACUCGGUGACGCGCUCGUGCAGCGCGGGGAAUGUGACCGAGUGCUCCUGCGAUGUCACCCUGCGGCACGGCGGCUCGGCCAGCGAGGGCUGGCACUGGGGCGGCUGCUCUGACGACAUCCACUAUGGAAUGGCCUUCAGCAGAAAGUUCCUGGACGUGCCUUUCAAGAACGCAACAGGCAAGAGCGGGAGCGGGCUGGUGGCGAUGAACCUGCACAACAACGAGGCUGGGAGGCAGGCUGUAGCAAAGCUGAUGUCCGUGGAUUGCCGUUGUCAUGGUGUUUCUGGGUCCUGUGCUGUGAAAACUUGUUGGAAAACCAUGUCAUCCUUUGAAAAGAUUGGCCGGUUUUUAAAGGAUAAGUAUGAAAACAGCAUACAAAUAUCAGACAGACUGAAAAAAAAGCUACGCAGGAAAGAGAAAAGCCAGAGGAAAAUACCAAUUGGGAAAGAGGACCUGCUGUAUGUGAACAAAUCGCCCAAUUACUGUGUCGAAGACCAAAAACUGGGGAUCCCUGGAACGCAGGGAAGAGAAUGCAACCGCACGUCGCAGGGGGCCGAGGGCUGUAACCUGCUGUGCUGCGGGCGCGGGUACAACACCCACGUCGUCCGGCACGUGGAGCGCUGCGAGUGCAAGUUCGUCUGGUGCUGCUACGUGCGCUGCAGGAGGUGCGAGACCAUGACCGACGUGCACACCUGCAAGUGA